CGUCACUUACAUACCACACGUACGCGUACUAUUCGACACCCAGCACGAAUAGUAGUGGGUGAGCCUGUUCAUUUUCGCCAAAUAAAAUUGUAUUUAUUGCAGAUUGGCUUCUAGAUCUGACCAGUAAAAAAGGAAUUAUAUUCUUUAUUUCUCUCGACUUUUUUGAAGAGUGCAUUGAAAAGCAAGUCUGGACAAGAGUGAGUCCUCAGUGGUUGGUUCAGAUUCCGUUUUAUUGUCUCAUAACUGUUAGUCAUUGAUCCUGGACUGCUGGGUGUUUUGCCUAGCGUACAAAACGGGAAUUUACGUUGCUUGUCGUGGAAGUUUUGGCUCUGUCAACGUUGGGUUUGUUAUUGCGACGGCUCUGUAAGUGUGGUGUCAGUCGGGGAAAGGGCAGGUGGGACUCCAUGAGACUCCUCUCAACAUCAAGACCUUUUAUCGGUCUGCAAGGUUAUAUAUGAAGUGCUGUAAUCACAUGGAGGCUGAAAUGAGUAGACUGCCUGUUCUGUAAGGCUUAUCUGUUUGUGGAAGGAUGCUGUGUUGAAUUCUAAGCUCAAGCAUUUCAUCAUCAGCAGCAGCAGCAGCAGCACACACCUCUACCAUUUUGUGCAGUUGUACUGGGACUCGGAGAAGAAACCUUACAGGCAAGAAGGAAUGUCAUUCAUGCAUUCCAAAAGCUCCUGAGUGUUCACGAAGGUAGUGAUUUUCCAAGAAGUGGCAUAAGGAUGGCAAGUGUGGUUUGGUACUCUUUUUCAGCCUGUUCCUUUUUCCUCUUGACCAUCAUCUUUUACAUGAAUGCUUCAGUGCAAAGAGCUGAGGAUGAUGUCACACCACGCCUAAGCUUUGUAUAUGAUACAGAAGACAGGCCAGCCAAGAGGUUUUCACCUGCUGGAGCGUUCAACUUUACUUCUCUGCUCUUGAGUCCAGAAGAUAACACACUAUACAUAGGUGGACGAGAAGUUUUGUUUGCACUUAACCUCAGUGAUAUCAGCAGACUGCACCGCAACUUCACAUGGACCACACCUGAAAGAAAACGACAAGAGUGUAGCUUUAAAGGCAAAAAUCUACACACCGACUGUUUCAAUUAUAUUAAGAUUUUACUGCGUGUAAACACCACUCAUCUGUAUGUGUGUGGAACGUAUGCCUUCAGCCCUAUGUGUGCACAUAUUAACACAGUGGAUUUCUCUUUGGUGCGCAGCAGUACAGGGGAGAUUGUGACAGAGGAUGGACGCAGUCACUGCCCUUAUAAUCCUGAAUAUAAAUCCACUGCCAUCAUAGCUGGUGGAGAUUUGUAUGCUGCUACAGUCAGUAAUUUUCAAGGAAAUGAGCCUAUCAUCUAUAAAAGCCUUGGGCAAGGCACUACCUUAAAGACAGAAAACUCAUUGAACUGGCUACAAGACCCAGCUUUUGUAGGCUCUGCCUUCAUCCAGGAGAGCCUCCCAAAAGGCAAUGCAGUGGGUGAUGAUGACAAAAUUUACUUCUUCUUCAGUGAAACAGGAAAAGAGUUUGAUUUCUUUGAAACCACCAUUGUUUCACGUAUCGCUCGUGUGUGUAAGGGGGAUAAAGGAGGAGAGAGGGUCCUGCAAAAGAAAUGGACCACCUUUCUGAAAGCCCAGCUCCUCUGCUCAUUGCCUGAAGAUGGCUUCCCUUUUAACAUCAUUCAAGACAUGUUUGCCUUGACUCCCAGUAAGGAGGACUGGAAGAGCACUGUGUUCUAUGGAGUUUUCACCUCUCAGUGGUACAAAAGGGCAUUGGGCAGCUCAGCUGUGUGCACUUUUACCAUGAGCCAAGUGGAAGAGGUGUUUAAUGGACGUUAUCGGGAGGUUAACAGGGAAACGCAGCAAUGGUACACCUAUAAUCACCCAAUCCCAGAACCCAGGCCUGGAGCGUGCAUUACUAAUACAGCUCGGGCUCAAGGCAUCUACUCCUCACUGCACAUGCCGGAUAAGGUGCUGAACUUUGUAAAGGAUCACUUCUUGAUGGAUAGUGUGAUUCGCAGCGAGCCAUUGCUGGUUAAACGCAAUGUGCAUUAUAUGCAAAUCAUUGUGCAUCAUGUCCAGGCUGUACAUAGUGCCUACAAUGUGCUUUUUUUGGGUACAGAUGAUGGCAGACUUCACAAAGCCAUUAACUCCAAGGGCAAGAUGCACAUCAUUGAGGAGCUGACACUUUUCCUCGAACCACAGCCCGUGCAGCACAUCAAGCUGGAUGCUGAUAAGGGUGUGUUGUUUGUGUCCUCUUACUCUGAGCUGGUGGAGAUUCCUGUUGCUAAUUGCUCCAACCACCAGAGCUGUGGGGAGUGUAUUCUCACCAGAGAUCCUUACUGUGGGUGGACAGGGGGGCAGUGUGUGGAUAUCAGGCAGGCAUCAUCUAAAAGAAAAAUUCUGCAAGAUAUAGAAAAUGCCAACACAGCCACAUGCAGUGAGGUCCUUUCCAGCUCCCAUUCGACACAACUCUCAUCCAUAUGUAUCCUUCCAUGUCAAGUGAUCAGAAUUCCAGUGAACACAUUUCGAGUACUGCCAUGUAAGUUGCGCUCGAACCUAGCUGAAAGACGAUGGGAGUAUAGCAAGGGUGCUGGGCGCUUUCUCUAUCCAAGCUCUGAUGGGGGGCUCGUAGUAGUUGCUCAAACAGACAGGGAGGAAUCCUAUCAAUGUUGGUCAGUAGAAAAGGGCUUUUGGCAGCUCCAGGCCAAUUACUGUGUGAAGGCAGAGCCACAACAUGAGAGCACCAGGUUGAUUGGUAGCUCUCACACCCUCCUGGUGCCAGAGGAGAAGCCAGUGAUCCUUCCAGGUGAAGCUUGCUCAUCAGUAAUGAAGACCCAAACCUACUGGAAUGAGCUAAUUGUGGUAUGCACACUGCUGUGCUUCUCCAUCCUUGUCUUUUCUUUGUUUGUGAUCUACCGAAACAGGGACCACAUGAAAUCUAUAUUUAAGCAGAGCGAGUGUCCCGACAUGCAGCAGAAAAAGGCACAACUGGCAGAAAAGCCCACUGAAAGUCUACCACUGAAUGGCAACAAUGUCUUGUCCUCAGUGUCAGACCACAAAGGCUACCAGUCACUGUAUGACAACUACUUCUGCAGUACACCAACACAAGAGUGUUCCUCACCUGAUAACAGCAAAAGUUUCUCAGAAUCAGAACAGCACCCAUUGCAGCUGAAGGACACCCAUGUAGAGAUAUCACCCACCUCCCCAAGUCCUCGAGUACGGCUCAGCUCAGAGAUCAAAGAUUCUAUGAUUUGAGACUCUAGUUGCAACUGACAACUUCACUGAGAAGGCAGUGACAUGACGAGAAUUGACAGCGCCACAGGACAGACUAAAAAGACUUGAACCCAUUUCUUUUGAAUGUUCCAUCAAAUAGUUGUAUUAUUUUCUUUGUACCCUACUUAUGUCUUGGUGAUAUCCACAUUCUCUCAGUCACUGGUAGUAUGCAUUUGGUGGGGCAAAAAUCAGAGAGGAGUUAACAUAUAACACUUAGAGCAGCAUUUAAAGCUAGAUGAUCCAAGGAAUAAAGUGAGGUGAUGUAAUGCAAUGUUACAUUUAUCAUCUAUUCCGUCCAAAUCAUCUGUUGGCAUCUGUGUUAGUUAUGGGUUUCCCUCAGGGAUUACCAUACUGACACCCUCAGUUCAACCUUGCUUAUGCCAUUUGAGGAUUAAUUUCACCACUGGAGGGUGCCAGAAGGCUACAUGUAGUAGUCUUGUAAACCAGCAUGAAUGGUAUAAUUGGUACAGUGUCAACAAGCUAUAUAGACACAAGUGUUUUACUGGGAAAUACACCACUUUUAUUUUACAUUUCAUAUGAGCUACAUCCAGGACAUGGAAAACCAAAACUGUGACAUAGAUCUCUAUAUGUCACUCAUGAUGCUUGAUGAUUUUUUUUUUUUUGACAAAUUUGGGUACUUUUUGUUUGUGAAAUGUGUCUACAUAAAAAAGAAAAUCACGCGUUGGCCUGAAGAUAUGAAAUUUAUCUUUUUGUAUUGAAAAGCUCACACACUUCCUACAAAAUACAUCUCUGUGAAGAUUCUCAGUCAUCCAGGUCAUAGUAAACUGUGGGUGGUAAAAGAGAGCAA
Molecule: messenger RNA, 4059 nt
Organism: Neoarius graeffei (lesser salmon catfish)
Lineage: Eukaryota; Metazoa; Chordata; Actinopteri; Siluriformes; Ariidae
Gene: sema4ba
Product: sema domain, immunoglobulin domain (Ig), transmembrane domain (TM) and short cytoplasmic domain, (semaphorin) 4Ba
Exons: 15
Coding region: 723-3233 (836 amino acids)
Biological process (GO): negative regulation of axon extension involved in axon guidance; semaphorin-plexin signaling pathway; neural crest cell migration
Molecular function (GO): chemorepellent activity; semaphorin receptor binding
Source: RefSeq, a predicted model, not a curated record